AUGAAAACUUGCAAAAUUCAUGAUCUUCUUCGCCAACUAUGCCUAAGUGUAACUCAUACUGAAAAUGUUGUGCAUAUCGUGAAUGGGAAUGUUCCCAUGUUCUUAUUGGAAGCCAUAGAUGAUCAACGGCGUGUGAUCGUUCUGUCUAAACUUGAAGAGAAGCAAGUUUAUCCUCCAAUGCAUAGCAAUGGUAUAACAAGUAUAGCUCGUACCUUUAUUUCAAUGCAAUAUUUUCAGUACUCCGAUUUUCCAGAAGGGAUCUGUUCCAUUUUUUCAGAGUUCAAGUUGCUUAAGGUGUUGGAUGUAUUAAAUGUUUGGUUAGAUUUCUCUAGUGUAAUACCUGAGCUUGUACAUUUGAGAUAUGUUGCUGCAAGUAUUGAGGAAGCUCUUUCACUAGACAAAUUGAGAAAUCUACAGACCAUAAUUCUUCAAAGAAAUAUCGGUAUCAACAGCUCUAGAGAGUUGGAGCAGCCAGUAGAUAUCUGGAGAAUGUUAGAGCUAAGACAUGUGGAUAUCAGAUCGCCACUAUAUAUAUCUAAUCCUCUUGAGGCAGAAAAUCCUUUGUUUCUCAAUAACUUGCAAAAUCUUUAUCUCUAUAACUCUCCUUUUAUUGUGGAAAUCAUAAGAAGAACUCCCAAUCUAAAAAAGCUAAAGUUGUUGAUAGAUGAUUCUGAUCAUCCUGACUGGCCUGCAAUUCUUGAUUCUCUAAUUCUUCUAGAGGAUCUGGAGACGCUACUCAUAAAGCUGGAGAGCAUUGACCUGAACAUUUUCUCUGGAGAUAUUUUGUCUUGUAAAAUCAAGAAAUUAAGUCCUAAUAUCAAGAAAUUGAUGUUAUUAGGUACUUAUAUACCAUGGGAAGUUGUGAAUUUGUUGGCUAAUUUACCUAAUCUUGAGGUGAUCGGAGGGGAGUAUGCAUUUGCUGGAACAGAUUGGAAAGUAGAUGAAGAUGUUGUAUUUCACAAAUUAAAAUAUCUACAAAUUGGUGAAGCAGAUCUGGAAAGGUGGGAAGCAACUGGUAGUGAUAAUUUUCCUAUGCUUGAGCAACUAAUACUUUAUGGGUUGGAUAAACUGGAGGAGAUUCCGGAGAGUAUUGGAGAUAUAAUGACACUAAAAUUGAUCAAAAUAGAUAAUUGCAGCUCUUCUGUAGAUAAUAGUGCUAAGAGAAUUCAACAAGAGAAUGAAGAUGAAGUAAGAGAAGGGGACUUGAAGGAAGCUGGUGAUGAUUAUACUGCUUCUCAUUAUAUACUUCCACAUCUUCUCAAUUUAUAUUCAUCACGAGCCAAGGCACAAGAUUUUGAGAUUUAUGGUCCAAAUGCAACAUUUGAAGAUCCCCUUAUGCAUGCAGAGGGGGUAAAGCAGAUUAAAUUGUCAUUCUAUUCGCUUGGGAAGGUGUUCAGUGAGUCGAGAAUCGUGGAGUACAACGUCAUACAGAAAGAAAUUUCUCCUGUAAAUAAAGAGAUUUUAAUUGAAAACAAACAAUAUUACAAGUUCUUGGGGAAAGACAUUCAUAUGAUAUCACUAAUCAAGUUGUACACAGAAGGAGGAAAGGUUGUUCGUCAUGAAGAUUGCUGGGAUAAGAAACCUUUAUGGAAUAGGGAGACAGCGAAGGUACCACUUGUUGGUCGUGUGAUGAAGGUAUCUCGUAGAGCUUCAAUGCUUUUCACAGAUGCACUAGUGGGGUUUGGAAAAGAUCCCUCCAUGUAAAUUGUAGUGCACUAUUUAUAAGUGUUUGAGGAUGUAAU
Solanum stenotomum is the source of this 1742-nucleotide messenger RNA. Its product is annotated as putative late blight resistance protein homolog R1A-3. The record is from RefSeq and is a predicted model, not a curated record. The transcript has 7 exons. The coding region runs from base 1 to 1704 and encodes 567 amino acids. Lineage: Eukaryota; Viridiplantae; Streptophyta; Magnoliopsida; Solanales; Solanaceae.